AAAGUGUACUCACUCUCCGCGCCUUAUCAGGAGCCAAUUCAACCUGGACGAACUUGCUAUCUCUAUACCUGGCGUUUACCAUCUCCUGAAAACGUCGCAACAUGCACCAAAGUGGAUGCAGCGUGUUUCCGCCACACAAAUCAGACUUUGGGAUUGCUCUUCUCCAAGCCAAUCUCCAAGAUUGAAGCAUCUUUUAGUAGAAUGUACAUCAUCGGUGGGUCUGAUGGAGCGGCCUAGUUUGGAGCCAUGA
Rodentolepis nana is the source of this 250-nucleotide messenger RNA. NCBI's taxonomy places the organism in Eukaryota, Metazoa, Platyhelminthes, Cestoda, Cyclophyllidea, Hymenolepididae. The record is from the annotation of a GenBank genome assembly.